CCCCCCUGGCUCGGCGCCAGUCCCGCCUCCCCGCUCCUGGCCAGUGUCCCACUGGCCGCCUCGCAGCCCGGUGUAUGUGCGGUAACAACAUGUCGGCGCCGCUCCCCGCCAUCGUCCCGGCCGCCAGGAAGGCAACAGCUGCUGUCAUUUUUCUUCAUGGAUUGGGAGAUACCGGGCAUGGAUGGUCAGAAGCGCUUGCAGGUAUCAAAAGCCCCCAUGUAAAAUACAUUUGCCCACAUGCGCCAGUUAUGCCAGUUUCUUUGAACAUGAACAUGGCUAUGCCAUCAUGGUUUGAUAUCAUUGGACUUUCUCCAGAUUCACGGGAAGAUGAAGCUGGGAUCAAGCAGGCAGCAGAGAAUGUUAAAGCACUGAUAGAUCAAGAAGUAAAAAAUGGAAUUCCUUCUAAUCGAAUUAUUCUAGGAGGCUUUUCUCAGGGAGGUGCUUUAUCAUUGUAUACAGCUCUUACCACACACCAGAAAUUAGCAGGUGUUGUAGCCCUCAGCUGUUGGCUUCCUCUACAGGCUUCUUUUCCUCAGGGCUCUAUCAGUGGUGUCAACAAGGAUAUUGCUGUUCUUCAGUGCCAUGGAGACUGUGACCCAUUGGUUCCUUUAAUGUUUGGUUCUCUCACUGUUGAGAAGCUGAAGAGUAUGAUAAAUCCUGCCAACAUAACCUUCAGGACUUACUCGGGCAUGAUGCAUAGCUCAUGUAUUGAGGAGAUGAUGGAUGUAAAGCAGUUCAUAGACAAACAUCUACCUCCCAUAGACUGAAAUAAUACGUGAGAAGCCUUCUGUAUAAAUACACCAGCAUCAACUGUGGUAGAGUGUUAAUCUUUUCAUAUGUCUGAUAGGAAGCAUUACUUCUAUACCUGCAGUGUUACUACUGUGUUGCAAAUUUAUACUUAGGAUGAGGAUUAAAUAAUGUACAAGAAAUGGUUAUCUUUUUGGUAUUAAUCAUCCACUGGUGGGACUAUAUGAAUGAGGCAGCUAGAUAACAAUGACAGAAUAUAACCUAACAUACUGGUUUAAAACA
This is a messenger RNA of Pezoporus flaviventris, 1029 nucleotides long. RefSeq names its product lysophospholipase 1 (gene LYPLA1). Gene Ontology annotation, cellular component: cytoplasm. The transcript has 9 exons. The record is from RefSeq and is a predicted model, not a curated record. Gene Ontology annotation, biological process: protein depalmitoylation. Gene Ontology annotation, molecular function: palmitoyl-(protein) hydrolase activity; carboxylic ester hydrolase activity. NCBI's taxonomy places the organism in Eukaryota, Metazoa, Chordata, Aves, Psittaciformes, Psittacidae. Bases 75 to 767 code for a protein of 230 amino acids.